Messenger RNA from Thelazia callipaeda (thelaziosis nematode), 5871 nucleotides. Lineage: Eukaryota; Metazoa; Nematoda; Chromadorea; Rhabditida; Thelaziidae. The record is from the annotation of a GenBank genome assembly.
AUGUCAGGAUGUGAUGGGACUAGUACGCGUCUUGUUGAUUACAUUGUGGUCAUUGAAUUUGAUGAAACUCAAAGUCGGCAUGGAAGCAGUGUGGGCAACAUUGUGCAACGCUUUCCAAAAUAUGAUUGGCCAGAUAUAUCUUUGUCGCCUAGUUUGGAAGUGUUUUCUCAACCACAAGGCUGGGCGCUAUCGACGGAAAUGCGUCCCGUUUGUUUCUUUGCCAAUACACUGACAGAUAUUAUGGGAGCCAGACAGUAUGCUUCCUGUUUACAGGUUUAUGAGCCUUGUGGUGACACUAUUGAAGAGGUAGAGGAUGCAAGAUCAGAUGAAGGACCAAGCUUAUUUAAACCUAAAGUUAUUGUGAUACUAUCACGUUUCCCUUUCUUUGAUUUGUUUAGGAAUUGUUUGAAUCGAAUAUUAAUGGCUUUACUUGAAUCAGAAAAUAAAGCUGAAUUGAUGAUUGCAACACUUUUGUCUCAAGUUUAUCUUACGCCGGGAAUGCCUGCUGUGUCAUUUUGCUUGGGAACUGAUCGCCUUUCUGUACGAGCUCCUAAAUUACCAACUAUACCUGUUACAUCUGAUAAAGUGACGUUCUUUUUGCAGCAGUUGGGUACAAUUCACAACAUCCUGACGUUACUUUGUGCGGUUAUGGCUGAUCACAAAAUAUUGUUUCGAUCUAGUUCACUUUCACUGCUUGCUGAUAGUUGCUAUGCUCUGCGUUCGCUUCUUUAUCCAUUUGAUUACCCACAUACUUAUGUUCCUGUUUUACCUGAAUUACUGAUUGAGUACUUGGAAAGUCCAACACCAUAUAUUAUGGGAGUGCUGAACAGUGUCCGUAUACGAUGUGCUGACUUAGAUGCGGUCAUGGUUGACUUAGAUGUUGGUGCUGUUUGUGUGCCGCCUUCAAUCACGAUACCCGUUAUUCCACAGCCAUUUCAUCAGCAGCUCACUUCUGCGCUACAAAUGGUUCUUUUUCCUGGACUCGCUACUGCAGAUGAUGCAUGGAAAGUUGGACAACCACCAUUUCCUGCUUAUGAAGUACAGGACAAAAGGAUUCGAGCAUGUUUUCUUUGCUUUUUUGCGAAUUUGUUGAUAGGAUAUCGAUGCUGUUUAGAAGUUAUUCGUAUUUACACAACACCAUUAAUCGUCUUUCACAAAUCUGCGUUUUUGGGUUUACGUCAAUUUUCUUCGUGUCCACUUAUUCGUGCUUUCCUUGACAGUUUACUUUUCCAGUCUUUCAUUUCUGAACGUGGAUUACCGUUUCGAAUCUGCGACUUAUUUGAUGAACUUGUCGCUCAAAUAAGCGAACAGUCAAAUGGUGAACUUAUUUCAAAAGCGACUAAUAUGGAAAAUAUUAUUGAAGUCGCUGAAAAGUUGCUCGAAAAUGAACGUCAAGAAACACCGUUUUCAGUUACUCCGUUCGUAACACAGCAACGAUUUACAGUUUCCUUCUCAACCACAAAAUUACGUCCUUUCAAUGAAGAUUUGGUAUCGCAGGCGAUUGAGAGUAAGUUAGAAGUAGUCCUGAAACAAAUGGCUCCUGUGUUAUGUCCACGUCGUGUACAGGCUACGCCGUGGAUUAUGUCUAAGGAAGAACGGUUGGAUGCAGUUUCUAGACGCUUGCAAGUUCUCAGCAGUUGUUUGCAUCAUAUAUUCGAUCUCAAAUUGUCAGAUGCUAGAAAAAUAAUGUGUGCAGUGGAGUUGUCGAUGCGUAGUGUCAAUGCUCGUGUGGCGUUUUGUCAGUUACUUUGGAAGAAUAUUAUUCCAGUUAGUCGCGCCACAUUGCUUCCUCAGCAGUUCGAAUUAAUAGUGCGACUAAUGAACUGCGCUCUCAGUCAAGAGUCUAAAGAAGACGAGCAUGGAAUCGCGUAUGCACUAUUAUAUCUUUCGAACAUUUAUUGCAGGCGCUUAACAGCAGGAGUGCAUCAGUUUGCAUAUACAUGUAUUCAAGAGCAUGCGGUUUGGGGUAAUCAGCAGUUCUGGGAGGCAGCAUUUUUUCACGAUGUGCAUCGACAAAUAAGACGAUUAUACUUACCAAUCAGAGAAGAAUCUGAUUGCCCAUUUCCUUUGAAGGAGAAUAUUACGGAUACAUGGAACUUGAUGGAAAAACCAUCUGGUAUGGAUUUGGUUAGUGAUCAGUUGGCUAGUUUUUCCAAUAUUAAAGAUGACCAAAUCAAGAAGCGUGCUGUGGAAGAAAAUUCGAUCGUUUAUGGACAGGCUAAGCACUAUAUCAACUUGAUGGUAUAUAUGCGAAUACCACUAGAUGUUUCGAAGUUACGUCGAGUCAAUGUUCGUGAAUUAGAAAGGCGAAGUGUUCAGAAUGGUAAAAGACACGAUUUUGAUGAUGAGACCGAAUUGUCAUUGAGUGAAAGCGAAGUUGAAAGUGGUUUUGUUGAGUCGGAUUCAACAGAUUUGGGAAACUCUACCGUUCGAUGGAUUAGUAGGCUUAUCGAUCGUAUCUGCUCAUCUACUGGUUUAGAGCAGAAUCAAAUUGAAAAUCUUUGUGGAGAAAUACCUGGUUUCGUUGCACUGCAUAUCGAUAAUCUAGAGCAAGUCUACGCUGAAAGCAAGCGACUUUCACCUCUGCAAAAGCCAAAGUUGUUACAUCCGGCGUUGUUAUUGCCGGCUGAACGUGUUGUUGCUGGCGGUUUGCGUGUGUUUUUGUUAGCUGACGGAAGAAUAUCGGGACGAACUUCUGGAGAGCCACCACAAAGUCUUCUUCCAGCAGAAGGAGCAAUCUUUCUCACAAAUUAUCGGGUGAUAUUUAAAGGACAACCCUGUGAUUUAUUCUUAUGCGAGCAAGUCGUUGUUCGAUCUAUCACCGUUAUGUCUAUUACAAAAGAGAAACCGAUAGGAGAUGCUUCAUCCCAAAGUUCUCAGCUUGAAGGUAUUCCGAUUCGCAUUGCUCAUCAAUUACAUGAUGCUUUUCAAAUAAGAAGCUCAAGUUUCCAACUUAUGAAAUUCGCAUUUGAUGAAGAGGUGUCCAGUGAAAAGGCAGAAGGGUUUAUAGAAGCUCUGACUAGCUUAAGAUGGGCCUCUGUUUUACCUCAUUCACUGUUCGCUUAUUCUGCUGCUUCAACAGUGCUUUCAUCGACGUUAAACAGUAUCACAUCAAAGCACAAGGAAUUGAAGAGGACGCUAAUGCGAAAUCCACUCAAAGAAAGAAAGCGAUUUCGAGCUCCAUUAAAAGCACUGCCUCCAAUGCCAAAAAGCAGUGAUGCAAACAUAUUGUACAAAUUGUCUCCCACCACCUCACCUCGUUCUUCAAAAAAUGACUAUUUAGAUGUUUCUGGUACUCUUGGAGAAAUGAUGGAUCCAACAACAAGUGGUUUGCAUCGUCAUUAUUUGAUUGAUUACGAUCGGUUAUCUUUAAAUCAUGGUGUAUUUCGAUUGAUGAAUAUGAAUCGUCGUUAUGAAUUUACCAAAAGUUAUCCGAAUAUUGUGGUGGUGCCUGUCAGCACACCUGAUGAUAACUUUGCAAAAAUUAGCAAAGGAUUCAGGCACAGUCGUUUUCCAGUAAUAACGUGGAAAAGUGACAGUGGCGCUUUGCUUGUUCGUGGUGCAGGAUUAACUGCGCAAACAGUAGUUACUCGGUUAAGGAAACAAGCAAAUUUCCUUGGUGGUAAUGAAAAUCAAAAUAUGGGUUUUAGUGGUUCAUAUCUUUCUUUGAAUUCGCGUGAUUUAUCUACUCCAAACAGUGAGAGGUAUGUUUCUAUGUUUGCCGCACUUUCUCCGAGAAUGCCUGUUGGAGAUGGCCAUUCCCUGAUGUCGGAAUCAGUAGAGUCGUUAUUAUCUCUCUAUUCAAUGGUUACAGCUGAUGGAUUAUCACUGAAUUCUGGAACGCCUGAUCUAUAUCGUAAAUCACAAACAGAAAUUGCUCGGCAUGCAGCAAAUUUUGUCCGUAAUAGUGGAGGAAAGUCUGGAAUCAGAAGUCUGAAUGGUGAUCGUUUUGCUGGUUAUGUGGAUUACCACAGUAAUACACAACCACGACAGGUGAAUUUUGGUCGAGGCCAGUCAGCUAAACCACUGAUUAGUCUCACCAGGAAGGCAUUAUACGUUUUAGGAGACAGAAACCAAGCCAAGAUGUUGAAGUUAGAUAAAAGAUGCGAAUUCAUUCCUAUCAGCUAUCCUACUGCACAUAAUGUGAAAAUAGCUUUCAAGAAAUUUUUGCGUGCAACGUGUCCAAGUUGGCCAGUGGGUAAUGAUCCAUCUCUCACUUUCCUGAAGCAGAUCGAUGACUCUUUGUGGCUACAUAUGGUAUCUUCAUUGUUAUGCUUGGCUUGUGCAGUAGUCGAUCUCAUCGAUGUGCAGCUUUCAACUGUUGCUUUCUGUAUUGAAGAUGGAUGGGAUGCUACUUCAUCUUAUAUAAGCAGUGAAACUUGUAGGACGUUUAAAGGAUUUCAAAUUCUAAUUGAAAAAGAAUGGCUUGCGUUUGGACAUCGUUUUUCUCAUCGUCAUAAUCAUUCAGUUGCGUCUCAAAGUAGUGGUGUUGCACCAAUGUUUUUACUGUUCUUGGAUGCAGUGCAUCAGGUAUGGGAACAGUAUCCAUCAGCAUUCGAAUUCAAUGAUUUUUACCUCCGUUUUCUUGCCUAUCAUUCCACUUCUGCGUGUUUCCGUACAUUUUUGCUUGAUUCGGAGAUGGAACGAAUUAAGUUUGAUUCACUUACGCUCUCAGCCGGGGAACCGCACAUCGCAUCAUUAUGGACAUACGUUGAUGAAAAACGUCAUGAAUCCCCUUUAUUUGAAAAUUUUAUGUAUGUUGCUGAAAUGCAUACUGUUUUGCGUCCUCAGUCAAGUGUAGCAAGCAUUUCUUUGUGGUCUUUUUAUUGUGAAGAUCACUUGGCUCAUGGAUCACCUUACGAUAUCGAAAUAGCUGAAAUGGAACAACAACAGCGUGAAGAUGAGCAUCAGGAAUCAUUAGUUGAUGUGGGAGCUUCAGUGUCUAUGACUAGGAGAUUAUUAGAUGCAAACUAUCGUUCUACUCAAUUCUUGCUUCUUGAUUCAUUUUCAUCUUCAGUUGAGAGAUUCAUGCGAUUGCGUCCGUUAUUAACUGGACCAAAUGAGAAAGCGACAGAAUCAUGGCAUGAACUGAUUACUGCAGUAAAUGAUCGUACGAUGCAAACAUUAUGUUUUCAGAAUGAUGAUGAUGCAAAUAAUGUCACUACAUGGCAUCGUUAUGUACGAAGAGCUGUUCAGAAAAAGGAAACUGUCAAGUUUCUGUUGCAUGGUGUUUCCCGGCAGCAAAGCUCUUCAAGAAUUAGAGACAGCACAGCAAGCACGAGCUCAAGUCAUCAUUUCGUCUUACAACAAGUCACACCUGGUGAUACAUGUGGAGUAUGUCAUCAGAAUGUGCCUGGUGUUGUAAUUCGUACAGUACAUCGAUGUUUGGGUUGUGGUAUGGUUUGUCACGAAAAAUGUUCCGCUUUAGUAACAUCUACAUGUCCUAACAUAGAAGAAAAACGUUUGGUAGGAGCGACUAAAUGUGAUAUUCCGCCAGUGUCAAAGCGAUUUGCAACUUAUUCUGCAGAUGUUAAAACGUUGACAAUAAGUGCUAGUUAUCCUCAUUCUGGUGUUACUUAUAGCGGCUUUUUAAUGAAGAAAGGUGCUACUUUCAAAAUGUGGAAACCACGCUGGUUUGUUCUGGAUUCAAGCAGACACCAAUUAAGAUAUUAUGAAAGUGAAACAGAUGCUAGCUGUCGCGGGGUGAUUGAUUUGGCAGAUGUCAAGUCAGUUGAAGUGGCAGCCAGUCAUACCUUGAAGAAACCGCUUCUAGAGGUUCGAACAUCAAGGCGAGUCUACUCUUUACUUGCUGAUACGAAAGCUGAUGCUGAUUUGUGGUUGGAAAAAAUUUUAGCCGCAUUGCAUGAUUAA